Molecule: messenger RNA, 1083 nt
Organism: Fusarium coffeatum
Lineage: Eukaryota; Fungi; Ascomycota; Sordariomycetes; Hypocreales; Nectriaceae
Exons: 5
Coding region: 1-1083 (360 amino acids)
Biological process (GO): regulation of transcription by RNA polymerase III; protein phosphorylation; regulation of transcription by RNA polymerase I
Cellular component (GO): nucleus; cytosol; protein kinase CK2 complex
Molecular function (GO): ATP binding; protein serine/threonine kinase activity
Source: RefSeq, a predicted model, not a curated record
AUGGCGCGCGUCUACGCCGAUGUCAACCAGAGCAUGCCCCGCAGUUACUGGGACUACGACAGUGUUAAUAUCAGCUGGGGUCUCCUGGAAAACUACGAGGUUGUUCGAAAGAUCGGCCGCGGAAAGUACUCCGAAGUCUUUGAGGGUAUCAAUGUUGUCAACUACCAGAAGUGCGUUGUCAAGGUCUUGAAGCCUGUCAAGAAGAAGAAGAUUAAGCGAGAGAUCAAGAUCUUGCAGAAUCUGGCUGGUGGACCCAACGUCGUUGCCUUGCUUGACGUUGUUCGUGACUCUCAGGUUGGUCCUUUGUCUGCUCCCCUAGCUUUCCGGGCUCCAACUAAUCGCAGCCGUAAUCAGAGCAAGACACCGUCUCUCAUCUUUGAGCAUGUCAACAACACCGAUUUCCGAAGCUUGUACCCCAAGUUCAACGAUAUUGAUGUCCGAUUCUACAUCUUCGAGCUCCUGAAGGCCCUCGAUUUCUGCCACAGCAAGGGAAUCAUGCACCGUGAUGUCAAGCCUCAUAACGUUAUGAUCGAUCAUGAGAACCGAAAACUUCGUCUCAUUGAUUGGGGUCUGGCCGAAUUCUAUCACCCUGGCACUGAGUACAACGUUCGCGUUGCAUCGCGGUACUUCAAGGGUCCCGAACUUUUGGUCGAUUUCCAGGAGUACGAUUAUAGUCUCGAUAUGUGGAGUCUCGGAGCCAUGUUUGCCUCCAUGAUCUUCCGCAAGGAACCCUUCUUCCACGGCAACAGCAACUCGGAUCAGCUCGUCAAGAUCGCUAAGGUUCUCGGUACCGACGACCUUUUCGAUUACAUCGAUAAGUACGAGAUCGAACUAGAUGCGCAGUACGACGAUAUUCUUGGUAGAUUCCAGAAGAAGCCCUGGCACAGCUUUGUCACGUCUGAGAACCAGCGAUUCGUCUCCAAUGAAGCCAUUGAUUUCCUUGAUAAGCUAUUGCGAUACGACCACCAGGAACGUCUGACCGCCAAGGAAGCCCAGGGGCACCCCUAUUUUAACCCUGUCCGCGACCCCGAGGUCUUCAAGCAACAUCUCGCAGCUGCUAACGGCGCUGCCAACAAGUCUUGA